AUGAGGAUUACAGGAUUAAGGAAAACAACCAUUGGCCAGAAUGGCGUCGGCGCCUUCAUUCUCCAAUGUACAAAAAUGGAUUUUCAUUACUGCGAUUGGGCUGGCAGUUCUAAGGGCAUGAAUACCUUCAUCAAAAACUCUUUACCGGGCUUCGCGAAAGCCAAUCCUCAAAUCGAAAUUACCGUCUCCCCUCGACCUGCCAAACACCCAGUCAUUAUUGGACAUUAUAUCAAUGGUCGCGAGAAGGCCAUUUGCGUCAGGAAUCUAGAAAUGGGACAAAUUUUGAAAAAGGCGGAGCUGCUCAGAGAUGCGAGUGGAGAAAAGCUGAAGAGAGUCAAGAAGCCUGUGAAGAGUAUCAACGAGAGUGUUAGAGGUAUUUGGAGUCCUUAUCAUGGUGGUGGAAUUAAGGUUUGAGGGGGGAACAUAAGAAGAUUGUUGUAUUAUACAUGACAACAUUACUGGCGUUAAGGAUAGGAAAUCAUGGGUUCCGAUGGUCCUAUGUCGAAGAUUUCGACUGUAUGAAUGUUAUGGUUAUGGUUACGUUGAGCAACUUAUUGAAGCUACGCUUUCUACAUGUUAUCGACAUUCUUGUCGAUGCUAGCAUCUGGUCAAUCUCACUGUCUUUCCGUUAAGCCAUUUCUUGAGCUCUAUUUCAUUGUUAUAGUCAUGAUUGGCGGUAGAUAUAAGUCUGAUUAUAUCAGGAACUAUUCCCCUUAAAAAUAAACGAGACAUUUAUCACAAGAAAGGAUAUCAAAACUCUGAGGAUUGGAUCACCAGCAUUUGAU
Botrytis porri is the source of this 785-nucleotide messenger RNA. RefSeq lists its product as uncharacterized. Gene Ontology annotation, biological process: mitochondrial translation. Bases 1 to 414 code for a protein of 137 amino acids. The record is from RefSeq and is a predicted model, not a curated record. NCBI's taxonomy places the organism in Eukaryota, Fungi, Ascomycota, Leotiomycetes, Helotiales, Sclerotiniaceae. The transcript is spliced from 3 exons. Gene Ontology annotation, molecular function: structural constituent of ribosome. Gene Ontology annotation, cellular component: mitochondrial large ribosomal subunit.